This is a messenger RNA of Trichobilharzia regenti, 1922 nucleotides long. The record is from the annotation of a GenBank genome assembly. NCBI's taxonomy places the organism in Eukaryota, Metazoa, Platyhelminthes, Trematoda, Strigeidida, Schistosomatidae.
UAUAUAUAUAUAUAUAUAUAUAUCAUCGAAAGCUUCUUUGGGUACAAUUCACUGGGAUUUAGAUGCCAACUCAAGUUAUAUCCUAAAAAACUGAAAUACAAAUGGUACGAUUUGAAUAGUAAAUAAAGUUAGGGCAGAUGCACUUCGCUCUUGUUGCAUUGUAAAACACUAUGUGCGCAUGUAAAAGUUUUUCUUACAAUAGCUCUUAAUAUGUUAACGGUUGUUUGAAAAAUUAUCUGAGUCUUUUGUAUGCACCAUUGAAAUGGAAUUCUGCAUCACCAACAAUUUUACCGAUUCCGGGUUUGUGCAUACCAGAACACUUGUCUUGUGGCACUGUCCUUAUUUGGAAGGAUAACAGUAUAAUCCAUUCUUCAACAUUUACAAGUGAAUAAUUGAUCGUUCCUUGCUUUCCGAGUAAGACUUCAGCAACACAUCUCCACUGCAAUUGGUUCUCUGCUAUCAUUUUUAGCUGGCUCCACAACUGCUGGCAAGCAUUUGUUUUCUGUUCACAUGGUCUUCUCCUGGUCAUCUUUAGACACCAAACUCAUCUCUUCCCAUUCCUGUUCCACUCAAGGACCUGAUGUAUGGUGUCACUUUAAGGUUACCCCAGCUAAUCCACCUACAUUUGCUUCUGCAAGAUUGUUCGUUGGUGUAGGUUCUUAGCUCGUUCGCUGCCAAAUUCACUCUUGUUAAUAAUAAACCUAUUGUUUAAAUAGCCUCAUUCUCACUGAUAAUGUGUCAUGUAGUUAGUUCAUUACGCUUCGUAAUUCAUUUUCCUUGGUGCAAGUGUUAAAGUACCAGCAGUUGCAUAUUUCAUGUCAUUAAAGUCUCUUGGAUUCAGGUUGAAGAGAUGUCAGCCGAGCCUGGGAUUGUUAGCAUCACUCAGAUUCUCAUCCAGGAUUAUCGCUUCUUUUCAACAUUUAACAAUACACAUGUGUUUUGUGUUCAUUUUGCUGACCACCGUUGUAGGUAUAUGUAAAAAAGGCAUUGUUAUUAAUUUUCAUCUAGCCAUAAUGACUGAGUUCAAUAUCGGAGCUCAUUGUUCUCAGGAGGAUUGCAAACAGUUAGAUUUCCUGCCUAUCAAUUGUGAACUCUGUGGUCGUAUCUUUUGCAAGAAUCACAGUUCCUUGACAGCGCAUAACUGUCCUAUAUCAAAUCCUUCCUAUCCUCAAGAGUCUAUCAGUCAUAGUCAGUAUUGUGAUACUGAUAAUGGUGAAGAUAAUACCGGUAAUGUUUGUGAUUUUCAUCAAUGCGGUGAACGACAAUUAGUGCUGUUAACUUGUGAAACAUGCAAUGGAAAUUUCUGUAUCAGUCAUAAACAAAAGGAAGUUCAUGAAUGUCCUUUCUUGGAAUCGAAUCAAAAGGAUAAAAGCCAAUCAACUAAAGUUGUUGUCGAUCGAGCUGCUUUAAAUGCUAUUUCGCAUACACCAAUUGGAAAUAAACCAAAGGGAUCAACUACCACCAAACCACUAAGUGAUCGUGCUCGAGCUACAAAAGCUAAAUUGAUUUUACUCAGAGCUAAAAUGGAAGCUUUACCAGGUGGUAAACAUGCCAGGGAUUUACCAGAAUCAGAAAGAUUUGUUCUACGCUUAUCAAUUAUGCCUGAUAUUCUUCCGAAUAAUACUAUUAUUUCAGCCUACUUUGGAAAGCGUUGGCCACUUGGUUGUGUUUUGGAUUAUGGCUGUGAACAGUUUCACUUGCCUAGAGAUAAAAAAUACGGAUUAAUUCGUAUACACGAUGAAUUAGAUCAGAAUUAUGAAAUUGGUCAACUUCAACAUGAUGAUAUCGCAAAAUCGCUACUUGAUUUAAGUUGUACAAUUAAACAGCAUAUUGAGGAAAAUUGUUUUUCAGAGGGUGAAUUAUUACAGAUUGUUUUCAUACCUCAAAUGGUGUCGUCCCCGGCGUCCCCGUCGUCGUCGUAG